Messenger RNA from Saccharomyces paradoxus, 1038 nucleotides. It is a transcript of the gene MRPS35, whose product is annotated as mitochondrial 37S ribosomal protein mS45. Lineage: Eukaryota; Fungi; Ascomycota; Saccharomycetes; Saccharomycetales; Saccharomycetaceae. Gene Ontology annotation, molecular function: structural constituent of ribosome. Bases 1 to 1038 code for a protein of 345 amino acids. The transcript has a single exon. Gene Ontology annotation, cellular component: mitochondrial small ribosomal subunit. Gene Ontology annotation, biological process: mitochondrial translation. The record is from RefSeq and is a predicted model, not a curated record.
AUGAGUUACGGCUUAACAGGUACCUCUUCUAAGCUAAGAGGAACUAAUGCGAUAUUGUCAUGGACUCAGGUGAGACACAUUUCUCGCAGAAGGAUAGCCUAUCCAUUUUAUCCAUUCAAGAAAUUGGGAAGACAACAUCCAAAGAAGCAUAACACAAACCUAAAGACUGCCAUGAGACAAUUUUUGGGUCCAAAAAAUUACAAGGGAGAAUAUGUGAUGAACAAGUAUUUCGCGGUUCCGACGAAUCAUGUACCUAACUACAUAAAACCAGAUUUGGAAAGGGGACAAAGUUUAGAGCACCCGGUAACCAAGAAACCAUUGCAGCUAAGGUAUGAUGGGACAUUAGGUCCUCCUCCUGUAGAAAAUAAAAGGUUGCAAAACGUUUUCAAGGAUAGAUUGUUACAACCUUUUCCUUCAAACCCACAUUGUAAGACAAAUUAUGUAUUAAGCCCGCAAUUGAGGCAACGUAUUUUCGAAGAGAUUACUGUGGAAGGACUUUCUACCCAGCAAGUUUCUCAAAAGUACGGAUUAAAAAUUCCUCGUGUGGAGGCUAUUGUAAAAUUGGUUGGCGUGGAAAACAGUUGGAGCAAACGGAACAGGGUAUCCUCAAAUUUAAAAACUAUGGAUGAGACUUUGUAUAGAAUGUUCCCCGUCUUCGAUUCAGAUGCUUCUUUUAAACGGGAGAACUUAAGCGAAAUUCCUGUUCCCCAAAAGACUUUAGCAUCAAGGUUCCUCACCAUAGCAGAAUCUGAGCCUUUUGGACCUGUCGAUGCAGCCCAUGUUUUGGAACUAGAACCUGCUGUAGAAACCUUAAAGAACUUGUCCACGGUUGGAGAACAUUCUAGUGGCCACCACCAAUUAACUAAUAAGAAUACUAAAGUUGUAUAUGGUGAGCUUGUCCAAGGUGAAAGAUCACAAUUCAAAUUUACUGACGCAAAGGUUGGAAAAGUGGGAUACCGUUACGGUAGUGGAAAUAGGGAUAACAAGAAAGAUAGAAGAGUUGGCUUUAAUAAGCUGGGCCAAAUGGUAUAUAUGUGA